This is a messenger RNA of Ceratitis capitata (Mediterranean fruit fly), 973 nucleotides long. RefSeq names its product metallo-beta-lactamase domain-containing protein 1. The transcript is spliced from 2 exons. NCBI's taxonomy places the organism in Eukaryota, Metazoa, Arthropoda, Insecta, Diptera, Tephritidae. The coding region runs from base 206 to 892 and encodes 228 amino acids. The record is from RefSeq and is a predicted model, not a curated record.
CUGUUCGGUGACAAGUUUUACUGGCUUUUUGCAAUAUGCUAACAAUCGUUGCUGCCGGCCAACUCAUCGAGCAGGACUUGUUCCUAAUCAGAUCGCUUCUCGUUCAGCUAUAAACUUGAUUUCAUAUAUUUAUUCUAGAGGAAGAAAUCAGAGUACCCUCCGUUGAAGAUAUAUAUGAUAAAAAAUCGUACUACUGCUGGAAAAAAUGACCACAAGAAGAAAUGAGGUUCAUGUUUUAUUCACAGGUUACUCACGCCCAGAUAGCAAUGAUUCCAGUGUCAUGCGCGCGAACUGCACUUGUACAUUGAUAAAGACACGCCAUGGGCGAAAUAUAAUUGUUGACACUCUCACUGCAUGGGAUGGAGAACGCCUCACGCAAGUGUUGCAGAGCGAACAUGGUCUUCAACCACAAGAUAUAAAUGUGGUCGUCUGUACGCAUGGCCAUUCCGAUCAUAUAGGUUGCAAUUAUCUCUUUCGUGAAGCACAAUGGCACAUUGUGGGUGCCUGUGUGUCCCACCGUGAUAAAUAUUUAGAUUGUCCAUUAACACGUGAAGACUCUGAACCAUUCCAAUUAUGUGGUGAUGAUGUGACGGUGGUGCGGACGCCAGGACAUACUCUUAGUUGUGUGUCAGUGCUGGUGCGUGAUAGUAUUCAAGGAGGUGUUGCAGGAAUUUGUGGUGAUCUGUUUGAACGUGUCGAAGAUAUAAUCGAUCCCUCAAUUUGGACUGAAGCAGGCAGUGAAGAUACCAAUUCGCAGAGGCGACAACGUUUACGUAUGGCAGAAUUAUGUAAUUAUAUAAUACCGGGGCACGGGCAAGGAUUUGUUGUCACAGACCAGAUGCGAGCAUUGUUGCGGCAACAACUAGAUAGUACGAGCGACCGAAAAAUUUAAUUACUUUUUUGCAUAUAAUAUAUUUGUGAAAUGACUGACUUAAAAUAAAAGUAACUGCAGAAAAGGUCUUUAAAAAGUUAA